GGUCCUCAUCUUCAGUACAUCCCCUGAUCUAGAACAUUGUACUCUUGUUUACUUACACACUUUGUAUCUCACCUAAUUACUUUGUAUAUAAAGGUAAUCAUUGACAGACUCAUCAUUCAGAUAACUAACAUACCAGUAUGGAGUUAAGACAGAUAUUAGUUUGUGUGCUCUUAUCCGCUGUUGGAUCUCAUAGUUUGGGUGAAGACUUCAAUUUAGAAUCGACUAACUUGGUAUCAAACGAAACAACAGCCUUGUACAAUGUUGGGGUCCACAUGGGCAUUAUCAAUCCCGAAACAUACUCACUUGAAUCCUUCGCGGAACACGAGAGCGAGAUCUUCAAAGACGUGUACCAAGAAUAUCUUGCUUACAAUGAAAGUGUACCACUAAACUACCAGGACUGGCUCAUAAUGAACAACUAUGGGGUCCUACCAGAUACACAAGAGUCACUGUAUCAACGGAAAAUCGUCAAACGUUCUACAGCAGACAAUAAGAGACGUUUCAUGAAUGUGGUUAAAAAGGGGGACAUUUUGAUCACAGGCAGAGGCAUUGGAGGGUUGUUAGGUCAUUCGGCGAUUAUGACUACCGAUAACUGGGUUUUAGAGAUGCCUGGAGGAAAUGGAUGGAACAAUGGAAUACCGAAUAAUAACAGACAAAUUCAGAAGGACAAGUGGUUUAACCAGCAUGCCUCUGAUUGGACGACUGUGUACCGAUGCAAAGACGGUGCGGUUGCAAGACAAGCCGCCACGUGGGCUGACCACAAAUACUACAAUCCUUCGGGUGGUUCCACAAAAACGGUGCACGUAACGUACAAGUUAACUACUGACUUCAAAUCAAUCAGCCCUAGUUAUUGUUCCAAGCUUGUCGUUCAAGCCUAUUACUACGGAACCGGUAAGAAGGCAGUUAUAAGGAAUCCCUUCAAUACGAUUAUCAUCCCCACUACUAUACCAUCGUAUUUCCUCUCCCCAUACGGACUGGUAAAUAAAGGAAAAUAUUAGUAUUUUUUUCUUUAUCUUUUAAAAUUACUUCUUGUUAUUUGUAGGUACGAGUAUACCAAUAUGUACAUAAUGACUUCUAAUAAAAACGCUGUUACCAACAA
Messenger RNA from Spodoptera frugiperda (fall armyworm), 1096 nucleotides. RefSeq lists its product as uncharacterized. The transcript is spliced from 2 exons. NCBI's taxonomy places the organism in Eukaryota, Metazoa, Arthropoda, Insecta, Lepidoptera, Noctuidae. The record is from RefSeq and is a predicted model, not a curated record. Bases 138 to 995 code for a protein of 285 amino acids.